AUGAGGAUCGCCUGUCUUCAGUUUGCGCCGCAGGUCGGGGAUGUGGACAAUAAUCUCAACCGGGCGGAUGCGAUUUUAAGUCGUGUAGAUCCCGAGGCUCUUGAUCUGCUGGUCUUGCCGGAGCUGGCAUUUUCGGGAUACAACUUCAAGUCUUUGGGCGAUAUAUCGCAGUUCCUCGAACCCUCAGUUUCUGGCAUCAGCUCCUUGUGGGCCCGAACUACCGCCUUGAAAUACGACUGUACCGUCAUCGCUGGCUAUCCUGAAAAGGUCGACCCGACUUUUAAGUGGCCGACAAACCCGGAGUAUUACAAUGCAGCCAUUAUUGUCAACGGUGAGGGAGAGACGGUGGCCAACUACCGAAAGACUCACCUGUACUACACGGACGAAACAUGGGCUCUGGAAGGGCCGGCCGGAUUCUUUGGCGAGAGACUGGAUGGUCUGGGACCUACUGCUAUCGGAAUUUGCAUGGACCUCAACCCGUACAAAUUUGAGGCACCGUGGGAUAAGUUCGAGUUUGCCCAGCAUGUUUUAGACUGCGGAGCUCGUCUGGUUGUGAUAUCCAUGGCUUGGAUAACCAAUGACGAUCCCCGCCAGUUUAGUCGUAUGCCUCAAGAACCAGACAUGAACACUCUGCUCUAUUGGGUUUCCCGCCUUGAACCAAUAAUAAGAGCAGAGUCCACCGAGGAGGUUAUAGUAGUGUUUGCGAAUCGUACUGGCAUGGAGGGGGAAGUCACAUAUGCUGGCACCAGUGCUGUCAUCGGCAUCGAAUCUGGCGAAGUUCGAGUAUACGGAAUCCUCGGCCGCGGCGACAAAGAGCUGCUUGUUGUCGAUACUGAUGAAGCUCCAUAUGCCAAAUUAGUAUAUCGCCCUGGAGAGAACGACCCUGAAGUCGAGGCUGGGGAGCCAGAGGAAAACGACCACCGUGCGGACUACGAGAACUAUCGCUCUCAGCAUCCUCAAGGCCGAAAAGAGUCUGAAGAUCCACCCUCGAGCGGCCGUCAGAGGUUCCAAGGCGAAUCCGACGCCACCCAAGGGAAGAAUCUGUCUGCCGAGUACAGCAGAAACACUUCGUUCAGUCAACCUCGCUCAGAUCCGGCCGCGAGACAUGGUCUAGAGGGUUCGGAUAUUCAUACACCAACAGCUCCGAGUCCAACGCCUCAUUCGCUCCGGCCCAGGCUCAUGGUUUCAACAAAUCACCCCAACAGCCAGAGACAUCUGAAUGGACCUUCUCCUGCAUCAUAUUCGGCAAACGCUAGCAGUGGGCCUUUCAAAAUUCUGGGGGGAGAGGCCAGUUUCCAUGGGUCAAAUGUCAAUGCUGAACUAUCUCCAUGGGCGGCGUCCGAGUCGCCUUUCGAGUCGUCCCGAGUUUGCUGGCCAUCUGCGCUGAUUUCCCCAGCUGAAGUGCCUGAUUCAAGAUGGGCAUUUCCAGAUGAAGAGGAUGAUCUUAUCGCCUCGGAAGGUUCGGCACUCGCGAACCAGGAAAAUCGCUAUAGCAUCAGGUCUGAUGUUUCUGUGUGGAACAACCAGCCGGGUCGUCCACCGAGCAUUGCCAACCACAUGAUCAACCGGUCCACAUCACCUCAUGAGACAUCGCUGGUCCGAAUUCGUCCCGAUGCCCCUGAACGAAUAUCGCCAAUGAAUAACCUCGCUGAUGCCUCGAGACAAGAGUCUCUCCCAAUGCACCCUUACUCCUUAGAGUCUCGGCACAGAAAUCGAUCUCGUGGUCAUGAGAGAUCAAGGUCAGACGUCGUAGGCAAGAACGAGCUUGGAGUUGUCUGCCAAAGACGGCAAGACAUGGCCAUGUUCGCCGACGUACCUCAGCAACAACACUUCUCCUUCAAUGGCAACCGAGACCGUUCAAAGUCUAACUCUGGACAUCAAGUCUCGAGAAGUCGGAGCAAGAGCCGGAGCAAGAGCCGGAGCCGGAGACCAAUCCCAAUGCUACAAGACCAUGGCUAUGACCGCCGCAAAAUGACUGCUUCGAUACCAAUAGCCCUCAGCCCGGAUCCCGCCAAUUCUGCGGACUCGAGAGACUCGAGUAAUACGAGUAGACAGCGGCGGUCCAACCCUGCGCCCCAAGAUCCGCCAAUUCUACGGCCCGUUUCAAGCGGUCGUAUCAGACAAAGGAGUAGCUCCAAAGGGAGAAUUGGUGACCAGCCUCCAUCUAGAAACGCCUUCAUGCAGCGCGAAAUAAGGUCCAACACACCUGCCAAACUUGUCGACAGAGGAACAAGCCGUGGUCGUCGGCGCGAGGAUAGACCCGCCACGGACCAACAAGCUGCCACGCCUGGAAGCCGCGAACGGCGCAACAGCGCAAACAACAGCCGAAACCGUCACCCCGAGACCGUAGACCUAUCUCAGUUCGCACUUAUCGAAGAGUACACCGCGCCCAAUUGUCCCGUUCACGGCUCCCGAUCCCGCUCCAGAACCGGGCAGCAGAGCCACCAACCCGGGAACAAUAGGCCAGCAACUACUACGCCGGCUCGCCCUCCCGCCCAGCCAGAGAGAGUAGGAAGGCGGUCGACACAAAAUACACCACGACCAGCGAGCAGGAAGGACGCACCGGAGGUUGCCACGCGGUCGCCCAAGCCUCAGGUGUCGCCGAAGCUGGAUGGGAAGAAUUCCAAAACUCUAAAGACAUCGAGCUCUGCAGCUACCAGGUCAAGGAUUCGUGACACUGCCCACAAGUCAUCUGAUGUAGUGAAGACGAUGGUUCCCGAAUCACUUAACCUCAAAGCACCGCAGGGUCCAAAGACACCCAAGGCCAUGGUCCUUGUGAGCGACGGCAAGAUAGACCCACUGGAGCUCAUGGCGUCGUUGAGAUGUGUGGAACGGUCGCUUGCCAAGUCUAUAAAUCGGCCGCGGAGCGCAAUUUGGUAG
Messenger RNA from Metarhizium brunneum ARSEF 3297, 2880 nucleotides. It is a transcript of the gene nta1, whose product is annotated as Protein N-terminal amidase. Gene Ontology annotation, biological process: protein modification process; protein catabolic process. The record is from RefSeq and is a predicted model, not a curated record. Lineage: Eukaryota; Fungi; Ascomycota; Sordariomycetes; Hypocreales; Clavicipitaceae. Gene Ontology annotation, molecular function: protein-N-terminal glutamine amidohydrolase activity; protein-N-terminal asparagine amidohydrolase activity.